Molecule: messenger RNA, 1759 nt
Organism: Camellia sinensis
Lineage: Eukaryota; Viridiplantae; Streptophyta; Magnoliopsida; Ericales; Theaceae
Source: RefSeq, a predicted model, not a curated record
UAACGAACGCUUAAUUCAAUACGGAUCGUCAACGACAGUCGAUAAGAGAGAGGUGAGGGGUAAAAAACCCUAGGGGGGAGAGAGAGAGAGAGAGACUCAUAUUCUCUGUUUUGAUCAUCGUUCUCUCCGAUUCACAUUGCAUUCCAAGAAUUUCCAUAAUCUUCAUCUUCAUCUUCAUCUAAAAAAGGGACUAGUGGGAAUUGGGUCAUGGAAAAUAUCAAGGGGUCAUCAAACAUCAGAAAUGCAAUUUACUAUGGAAAACACCCUCUACUUCCUCCUAAAAGUCCAUUUCCUAGUAUUUCUCCGAAUUUUGUUGAUUAUGUCCCUAGCCCUGCUAUUGGACCUAAAGGUAUUGCAAAGCACAGAGAGGUGAAUUCGAAUCACCAGCGUACUUCCUCUGAGAGCUUUCUGAUGGAGGAGCAACCUUCGUGGCUGGAUGAACUCCUUAACGAACCUGAAACACCUGUGCGCAAAGGAGGUCAUCGGCGUUCAUCAAGUGACUCCUUUGCAUAUAUAGAUGUAGCUAAUGCAUCUACUAUUGAUUAUGCAGUUCAGGAUGAGUACACAUUUAAAAAUAUGGUUUCAGUGCCUUCAUGGGGAUCACAAGACUUUGAACAAUAUAAAGAUGUGCAGCAUUCUUCUUUGGGAAAACCAAAGAAUCGGGCACGGGAUUUUUCUUUGAAUUCAAUGUCACAUCCAAGAGGUGUUCUUUCUGCUAGAGACAAUGUCAUUAUGCAAAGUUCAGGAUCAUCAUGUGUUCCACAAGAAGCAGAUUUGAUUCCAUCUGCAGCCACUGAAAUUCACGAUCCAAUUGAAUCUGGUCCUCAUGAUCCAAAAACUGCCUCUGAAAGGAAGGAUUCUGCUCAUGCUAAGCCUUCUACAGUAGAAACAGAUACAAAACGUGCUAAGCAGCAAUUUGCUCAACGUUCACGGGUCCGGAAGCUUCAAUACAUUGCUGAGUUGGAAAAGAAUGUGCAAGCUUUACAGUCAGAAGGAUCUGAAGUUUCUGCUGAGCUUGAAUUUGUCAACCAGCAGAAUCUUAUUCUGAGCAUGGAGAACAAAGCUCUGAAGCAACGUUUGGAAAAUUUAGCCCAGGAGCAGCUUAUCAAGUACUUGGAACAUGAUGUAUUGGAGAGAGAGAUUGGAAGGCUGCGAGCGCUGUAUCAGCAACAACAACAGCCACCGCAACAACAGCAACCAUCUUCGGGCCAUCGACGCACCAAAAGUAGGGACCUUGAUUUCCAAUUUGCAAACCUUUCUUUGAAACACAAGGAUGCUAGUUCUGGUCAUGACCCUAUUUCAGGCCCACUUAACAUUUGAACCAUGUGACGUAGCUAGCAAGCCGUUUGUGCUGUGCCGUUCCGUGACUUUGCCUCAACUGAUGUUUCCAUGCCAUUGACAAAUAUUUGCAGUUCCCGCUCAUGGUGCCUGCCCUCUUUGCUGAAGCUUUGCUUGUUUGACAUCUUGCCUUUCUGUUUUUGCUUUUAAUUUUUGUUUUUGGGUUUUUAAUUAAUAUGUAUGUGCACCUGGUAGUCAUGCCAAGAACUUGUGUUUUUGGCGGGUUGACUCACCGGAGGUGGUGACUCGAACAGCUUGAUCAUUGUUCAUCUCCCCCUGUAUGUUCCAGCUAUUAAAAUUCAUAAAUUUUCCUUAUUUUAUACUUUUCGUUAUGCUGCACACAUUGUUGAGGCUGUACUUCUAAAUGCAUUGUGCUAAAUGUGUAAUAAAAAGCUAUGCUUCGGAAAUUCUGUUUUAUUCA